GGCCCCGCCUGAAGCGGCGGCGGGCGCGGCCCGGGGACAGCGAGGGGACAAGGAGGGGACAGCGAGGGGACACCGAGGCCACAGCGAGGCGACAGCGGCCGGAUUCAUCCCACGGCAUCUCCCCGACAUUCCCAAACUUUCUGCAACGCGGGGAAAAACGGGAUAAUUAAGCAGGGGGGAAAAAAAAAACCAGAAAAUUCCUGGAAAUUUCUCCGUAAAAAAAAAAAAAAAAAAAAAAAAAAACCAAAACCGAGGAGAUGCUUCCCAAAUUUUGCCCGUCUCCAAAUCCCGGGAAAACGCUGAGGCUGGAGGGAUAAAGCCCCGCCGGGAGGCGGGGGCGGUGAUGCCGCGGCUCCCGCGCCUCCUCGCCGAGCUUUUCCCGGCGAAUUGGGCGGCAUGGCGGAGCACCGGGAGCUGCUGGCCGAGAUGCCGGCGGUUUCCCGCCUCAGCACUCCGGAGCGCCUCCGGCACGCCCAGAAACGCCGGGCGCAGCAGCUGAAGAAAUGGGCGCAGGCGGAGAAGGAAAUCCCGGGAAUCGCCGCGGCGGCCGCCGGCGAGAGGAAGAGGAGGAGGAGGAGGAAGACGGUGACGUUCCCGGCCAGCGUCCGGCUCCUGGAAGCGGCCGCCCGGCACGACGCCGAGGAAGUCCGGCAGUUCCUGGAGAGCGGGAUCAGCCCCGACCUGUGCAACGAGGACGGGCUGACGGCGCUGCACCAGAGCUGCAUCGACGACUCCGUGCCGCUGGCCCGGCUGCUGCUGGACGCGGGCGCCGCCGUGGACGCGCGCGACGCCGAGCUCUGGACGCCGCUGCACGCCGCCGCCACCUGCGGCCACCGCGGCCUGGCGCAGCUGCUGAUCCAGCGCGGCGCCGACCUGCUGGCGGUGAAUUCCGACGGGAACAUGCCCUACGACCUCUGCGAGGACGAGGCCACCCUGGAGUGCCUGGAGAGCGCCAUGGCGCGGCAGGGGAUCACGCAGGAGCGCAUCGAGGAGGCGCGGGCGGCCACGGAGCGCGCCAUGCUGCGGGAAAUCCGGGAGCUGAUCCGCGACGGAGCGCGGCUGGACGAGCCCCGGGGACACGGCGCCACCCUGCUGCACGUGGCGGCCGCCAACGGGUACCUGGAGGCGGCCGAGCUGCUCCUGGAGCACCGCGCCCGCGCCGACGCGCGCGACGCCGACGGCUGGCAGCCGCUGCACGCCGCCGCCUGCUGGGGACAGGUGCAGCUGGUGGAGCUGCUGGUGGCUCACGGCGCCGACCUCGGCGCCAAAUCGCUGCUGGACGAGACUCCCCUGGAUGUGUGCGGGGACGAGGAGGUGAGGGCCAAGCUGCUGGAGCUGAAGCACAAGCGGGCGGCCGUGCUGAAAUCCCAGGAGAGGCAGAAAUCCCAGCUCCAGAGGAGAACGUCCAGCGCCGGCAGCCGCGGGUGGUGCGCCGCGCCAGCCUCUCGGAGCGCUCCAGCCGCCUGCGCCGGGAGCUGCGGCGCGAGGCCAUCGUCUGGGGACACCUCGGGGACAGCGAGGACGAGGACAGGGCCAGCGCCGAGGGCCACCGCGGCGGCGCCGGGGACCCGUCCCCAACCUCGGAGCCAUCCUCGCCGUCCCCUCACCCCAACGGCUCCGCGACGUCCCCGACGUCCCCGACGUCCCCUCGCUGUCCCCUGCCCACCCCCUCGGGUGACAAAAGCCACCCGCACACCUUGGCCGACCUCAAACGGCACCGGGCGGCCGCCAAAAACCCCAAAAACCACCCCAAAAACCACCCCAAAAACCCCGAAACACAUCUUGGCGACGUCGUUGGGGACGUCACCGUUGGGGACACCGUUGGGGACACCGUUGGGGACAUCGUUGGGGACACCGUUGGGGACACCGUUGGGGACAUCGUGGAGCCGCCGCUGCUGCGGCUGACGGCGCCGGCCGAGGAGGGCGCGGCGGAGAAGCGGCGCUGCUGUCGGGUGAUGUGACCCCCGAAUUUUUUGGGGUUUGGUUUUUGGGGUGUCGACCCCCUCAAAAAUCUUUUGGGGUCGUCCCCAAAAUUGUCACUUUGUGUCCCCACCCAAAAAAAAAAAAAAAAAAAGGGGAUUUUUUUUGGGGGUUUUUUUUUUUUUUUUUUUUGGUGGGGACAUCCCAAAAAA
Messenger RNA from Vidua macroura (Pin-tailed whydah), 2132 nucleotides. It is a transcript of the gene PPP1R16A, whose product is annotated as protein phosphatase 1 regulatory subunit 16A. The record is from RefSeq and is a predicted model, not a curated record. Bases 397 to 1905 code for a protein of 502 amino acids. Gene Ontology annotation, molecular function: enzyme inhibitor activity; phosphatase regulator activity; protein binding. Gene Ontology annotation, cellular component: cytoplasm. The transcript is spliced from 11 exons. Lineage: Eukaryota; Metazoa; Chordata; Aves; Passeriformes; Viduidae.